This is a messenger RNA of Eutrema salsugineum, 2406 nucleotides long. RefSeq lists its product as uncharacterized. The transcript is spliced from 7 exons. Lineage: Eukaryota; Viridiplantae; Streptophyta; Magnoliopsida; Brassicales; Brassicaceae. The record is from RefSeq and is a predicted model, not a curated record. The coding region runs from base 1 to 2406 and encodes 801 amino acids.
AUGGAAGAGCCUGAGCAGGGUACUACGGCUCAACAUGAGAAAGAUCACGAGGCAUAUCUUUCCUUGAAAAGAAACAAUAACAUCGCUCGCAUUACGUUGUUGAGUUGUAUGCAAGAUGAUUUCAUGUGUGAGUUUGAAGAGUAUGAAACUUUGAAAGGAAACUUUCCUAUUUCGACCGAGCUCACGGAAACCUUCCAUUCCUUCGAGAGGCUUCUCACCGACCUCGGCCUAAUGGGCUGUGUUCGGCCCAAUGUUUCACUUGGCCCAUCUUUCUCGGAAGAGAGCAAUCCUCCACAGUUAGUUCGUAAGAAUUCCAAAUCGGUGGAAGCUAGCAGCAGCCGUGCUAGAUCUAGAGUUGAAGCCACCGAGCGUCUGACUACAGAGACUCGCGAAACGGAGGCUCGGACAGGGCCGAACGCUGGCGGUAGUAAUCGUGAGAUCGAUGAGAUCGAGGAGGCCGAAGAAGAAAAUCAGGAGGAGGACGCCACUGAGGCCGAAGUUGCCGAAGACAACCUUGAAGCGGUGAACCAUGCUUCACUACCGCUUCCAAGACGAAGGGUCGUUCGUCCUAACAACGUGCCGUCUUCCUCGGUUACUUUGGGUGCUAUUCAGGCCGUGCUCGAAGAAAAUGGGCUCUCGGAUCAAAUUGCUUUGAUAAUUCCUGAAGCUGGAGAUCGGCCAUGGGACGUCCCCGAAGGCUUCCUCUGCAUAUACUUGACCUAUUUCACACAAUGUGGGCUUUCGCUUCCAAUUCCCUCCCGUCUGCUCGGGUACUGCAAUCGGCGAGGCGUAGCUCUCACGCAGGUGAUGCUGGCUUCUAUAACGAACUAUGUAGGGUUCGUCUCCUUAUGCGAAGAGCUCGGUGAGAUUCCAACCAGUCGGCUGUUCAAGGAUCUCUUUUCGGUGAACAUCCACAAAUCCAAGGAGUGGUUCUUCGCUGCGAACGCCAAGCCGAAGAAGAACAUAGUUACUGGGCCUAAACCCAGUAAAUUCAACGACUGGGAGUCUCUAUAUUUUUAUCUCGAGAUGAACGAUCUCACUGUCAGCAACUCUGACAUCCCCACUCAAUCGGAGUGGAAGAUUCCGAUUGGUCGUCAUCUCCCAAGUAUCAUUCUCAACUCCGGUCUUACCUCCGAAUUCGAAGAAACCUUCAGUGAAGCCGGUAAGCGUCGUUGGCCUGAAGUUUGGGAGGAAAUUCUUCAGCGUCGAGCUAAGAAAGCAGAUUCCGUCCGAGAACCAAAACCGCGGAAGCCAAAAGCUCGAGCUAACAAGCCCCGAGCUGUUCCAAGACGCAAAGCACCAAAACCACGAGCUCAACGUACCCGAACCGCUAGGAUGCUCUCAUUGGACGAGAUCCCUACUCUCAUCGAUGAAGAGGAACCGAACGACACGGGCCCGAUCCCCGUCCCUGCUGCAGCAGUGACCGAGGAGCAGCCUGAAGAACUACCGCCGGUUGCGAACUCCCCUGACCAAUCUGGUCAGAAGAAGCUGAAGAAGAAGAAGUCUUCGAAGAAGACUAAGAAGAUCGAAAAUUCUUUCCGGGCUCAGGAUGCCGCUGAGGAGUUCGAACCGCCGACUGCUGUGACGUCGGACCUUGCUCUGCCCCAGGAUCGAGCCAAAGCCUCUCAUUCUCGGAAAAGGCAAGAAAGAGAUCAAACCAAGGGUUCUCCAGGGCCAGAGCCGGCUAAAAGGGCUAAACUUCGUUUUGAUUAUGACGAAAAGACUCCUUUCGAGGAGAACGUCGAUGCUUGUGCUGAGCUCUACCACAAAAUUUCCUCUCAGGUCAUGAGCCUCCCUUCGGUUCCCGAACUCCGGUUUCCGAACAUGUACAAGGGGAUCGCCCGUACAACUGCUCUCGCCAGCCAGACCAACAAUCUGGUCGCCGCAUACGAGGUAGCUCUAUUCGACGAGCAAGUGAGGGUCCCGGAACUGGAGGAAAGAAUCGCUAAGGCUAAGGAGCGUCUCGCCACCGAGCUCCAGAUUAACGAUAUCCUCCACUCUUCGGUUGAUCUGCUGAAGCAGGAGAGCGCUGAGCUUGAAGCGGCUCGAGCUAAGAGCGUGCUUGCAAAGGCCUGCGAGCGUUUGGAGAAGGUGUACUUGGUGGUCAACCAGCUCACAGGAGCUUGGACGACGCUGACAGGGCUCGGAAGCUUGGACGACGCUGACAGGGCUCGGAAGCCGUACUUGGUGGUCAACCAGCUCACAGGAGUUCUCGGCUUCAUCAAGCAGUUGAAGAAGAAGGGCUUGUACGAGGUCCCGCCCGAGAUGGUAGCUGAUAUCGAGGCAAAGCAUGCCAAGGCGUUGGAAGACUUUCGUUCGGUCGAUGCUUGCGUUCUCACUGAAGAGGAUAAGCGGAUGUCUCCUUCCGCGGACGAGGAUGACGUUCCGGCCGUGAACGUGACCUAG